AUGGAAGCUUUGUCAGGGGAACUAGAAAAGCUACGGCUACGCAGCGGCAGCCUUGACGAAGAUGGGAUAGACUCGAUAGCUGGCGAACAGCGGCCACCCAAGCGACAGCGGAAAACCAAAGAGGUCAUCAAGAAGGAAUUGGAGCAAGCAUUCCUAACGCCCUCCAAAUCUUUCAACACGCAGUGGCUGAAUCAGCUUCAGCAGCGCUGGGAUGCACCCACCAAUUACCGAAGCCUGUUCCAGAUCGCCCCAACACAGACCCGGACCAUCAUCCGCUUCACUCGCGAGGGACUGGAAGGCCGCGUCACUGGAUACAAGGAAGUCACCGUUCCAGCAAAUUCAGCAACAGCCAAGAACUCUACUUCACUUCUCAGGAAGCCUGCUAACAGAGCUGAAUUCGUACGUGGUGCAGCUGGCUUCUUUCCAUUCGCGCCCGGUGGCCUUGAUGGCGUGGAAGCAGUAGCUGCUAUCGAGGAUGAAGCAAUCCAGCAGCAAGAGAGUGCGAAUGGGAAGAAAAGUGGCGGUCUCGACAGGGUCAUCAACUUCAGUGCUGAAGGUGGCUUACUAGAGGUGCCGCCUGGCUUUACGCGUGGGCUUGACUUCCAGAAGAAGCCAACUACGGAUGCCAAGACUGCUCAGGAAGUCGAAGAUACCUUGGGCGAAGCAUCUGCAGCUCCCAAGGAUACUGAUGCGGAUGACGAGGAUGCCAACGACAAGACCGGCGCAAAUGGGGAACCUGAUGAAGACCAAGAUGCUGGAGACGAAGAGAUCGAUGCUUUGUUGCCAGUAGAGUUCCCUGCUCUGGCACCUCAUGGUCCACUUGCCAUGAGUGCUGGGAGGAAGGGUGGACGAGAGUGGGCUCACAUGGUUGACAUCAACCGCGACAUUACUAACUUCCGGGAACUUGUUCCGGAGAUGGCGCGCGAGUAUCCCUUUGAGCUCGAUACAUUCCAGAAAGAAGCAGUUUAUCAUCUUGAGCAUGGCGAUUCUGUGUUUGUAGCCGCACAUACGUCCGCCGGCAAGACCGUCGUUGCAGAGUACGCCAUCGCGCUUGCUGCAAAGCAUAUGACGAAAGCUAUAUAUACUUCUCCCAUCAAAGCUCUCAGUAAUCAAAAGUUCCGCGACUUCCGCCAAACAUUUGAUGAUGUCGGCAUUCUUACGGGAGACGUGCAGAUCAGGCCCGAAGCCAGCUGCCUCAUCAUGACUACCGAGAUCCUUCGAAGUAUGCUGUACCGAGGAGCAGAUCUUAUCAGAGACGUCGAGUUUGUCAUCUUUGAUGAAGUGCAUUAUGUCAACGAUCUCGAGCGAGGUGUCGUAUGGGAAGAGGUCAUCAUUAUGCUGCCAGAGCAUGUAACACUCAUCCUACUGUCCGCCACCGUACCCAACACAUAUGAAUUCGCGUCUUGGGUGGGUCGAACAAAGAAGAAAGACAUCUACGUCAUCUCUACCCCGAAACGCCCAAUCCCUCUGGAGCAUUACCUAUGGGCUGGCAAAGGCAUCCACAAGAUCGUCACAGCAGACAAGAAAUUCAUCGAUAAUGGCUGGAAAGACGCGAACGAUAUCCUGUCUGGCAAAGACAAAGUCAAGGCACCCCCUGCAAACGAUGCACAAGCCGGCAGAGGCGGUGGUGGUCGCGGAGGCCCACCCGCUAGAGGAGGCCAGAACCAACGCGGACGAGGUCAACAAGGUGGCGGUCGAGGGGGACCUCGCGGUGGAGGCCCACCCGCUGCUAGAGGCCGAGGUAAUAUCGCAAGGACGGGCCGUGGUGGCGGUCGUACGACUGCCGCCCAGGAUAGAAACAUCUGGGUCCACCUCAUACAGCAUCUCCGAAGCAAGGAUCUCCUGCCUGCUUGCAUAUUCGUCUUCUCCAAGAAGCGGUGCGAGGAGAAUGCCGAAGCGCUCUCUAACAUCGACUAUUGCAAUGCUGCAGAGAAGAGUGCGAUACACAUGACCAUCGAGAAGUCACUCGCUCGACUGAGCAAGGAAGACCGUGAGCUUCCCCAGAUCAAGCGGCUGAGAGAGCUGCUUAGUCGAGGUAUUGCCGUUCAUCACGGUGGCAUGUUGCCGAUCGUCAAGGAGGUUGUUGAGAUCCUCUUUGCGAAGACGCUUGUCAAGGUUCUCUUUGCCACGGAAACUUUCGCUAUGGGACUUAAUCUUCCCACCAGGACCGUUGUGUUCUCUGGGUUCCGUAAGCACGACGGCCGGGAGUUCCGUGAUUUGCUGCCCGGCGAGUACACGCAGAUGGCCGGUCGUGCAGGUCGGCGAGGACUUGACACUGUCGGCACUGUCAUCAUCUGCGCGCCAGGAGCCGACGAGGCGCCACCAGCAGCCAGACUCCGUCAGAUGAUGCUGGGGGAACCCACGAAGCUGAGAUCACAGUUCCGUCUCACCUACAACAUGAUGCUGAACCUUCUUCGUGUAGAGGCCCUGAAGAUCGAAGAGAUGAUCAAGCGAAGUUUCAGUGAGAACGCUACUCAAGCAUUACUGCCUGAACAUCAAGGCAAGGUCAAGGUCUCGGAGGCUGAAUUGGAGAAGAUCAAGCGAGAACCUUGUGAUAUCUGCGAUGUCGACCUAGAGGCGUGCCAUCAGUCUUGUGAGGACUACAAGCGACUAACCAAUGAAAUGCAUCUGAGUCUGCUCAUCAACCCUAUCGGCAGGAAAGCUUUGUCAAAGAACAGGUUGAUCGUAUACAAGAAGGACAACAAACGAACAGCGGGUAUGUUAAUGCAAGAUGGCACUAGCAAGGGCAACGAGCCUACAGUCAAAGUCUUGGAGGUGGCGCAGCAUCACGAUCGUCAGCCUGACGACCUUUUGCCGUAUCUCGGUCCCUUUGCAAAGCAUUUCCGCAAACUGCCGAACAGCCCCAAGGACUUGAUCCUGAAGGCAGCCUACGUACCCCUGAACGACAUCGAGUGCUUCACCAAGACCAUCAUCGAUGUUCCUGAUUCUGUUCAAAAUUUGAAUCGCAAGAAGGCCACAUCAGACACAUUGAAGCUGGCUGAAUCCCAAUUCCUGCCCUUGUGUGGAUCAUGGGAUUACGAAGACUGGGAUGAGUACGAUUACAGCAAGAUCAAGAGCCUCAAGUUCCGUGAACUGGAGGAAGCCCGCAGGAAAGAAGGACUCAAUGCGGUUAGCAAAGAAUGUUUGAAAUGCCCAAACUUCUUGAAACAUUUCACCAUGGAGCACGAUCAAUGGCUGAUCAAAGAAAACAUCCUUGCUCUCCGCCAGCUCAUGUCAGACCAAAAUCUACAGCUACUCCCUGACUAUGAACAGCGCAUACACGUACUCAAGGAUCUCGGCUUUAUUGAUGAAGGUUCUCGCGUAGAGCUGAAGGGCAAGGUAGCCUGCGAGAUUCACUCGGCGGAUGAGCUGGUCCUUACCGAGCUCGUUUUAGAAAACGUCCUCGCCGAGUACGAACCGGAAGAAAUCGUCGCACUACUGUCGGCGUUUGUCUUCCAAGAGAAGACCGACGUAGAGCCUACGCUAACUGCAAAUCUGGAACGCGGCGUCGCAAAGAUUGUUGAGAUCUCCGAAAAGGUCAACAAGAUACAGACUCUGCACCAGGUUAUCCUCUCGGCGGAUGAUUCGAAUGACUUUGUCAGCAAACCCCGCUUCGGCAUGGUCGAAGUGGUGUAUGAGUGGGCACGAGGCAUGUCAUUCAAUCGCAUAACAGACCUGACAGAUGUCAUGGAGGGCACCAUUGUCCGCGUCAUCACCCGACUAGACGAGACGUGCCGCGAAGUCAAGAACGCGGCUCGGAUUAUCGGCGACCCGACGCUGUUCCAAAAAAUGGGAACGUGUCAGGAACUCAUCAAACGCGACAUUUGCAACUGCGCAAGCUUGUACCUGUAA
Alternaria metachromatica is the source of this 3852-nucleotide messenger RNA. RefSeq lists its product as uncharacterized. The coding region runs from base 1 to 3852 and encodes 1283 amino acids. NCBI's taxonomy places the organism in Eukaryota, Fungi, Ascomycota, Dothideomycetes, Pleosporales, Pleosporaceae. Gene Ontology annotation, biological process: nuclear-transcribed mRNA catabolic process, 3'-5' exonucleolytic nonsense-mediated decay. The transcript is spliced from 6 exons. Gene Ontology annotation, molecular function: RNA binding; ATP binding; RNA helicase activity. Gene Ontology annotation, cellular component: Ski complex. The record is from RefSeq and is a predicted model, not a curated record.